AUGUUUUUAAACUUAGGAACCAGCUUUCCCGAAUAUCUCGUAGCGAAAGAAGAGAAUAUUCAAAAUUUUGUUAAGAUUGAGAAAAAUGUAAAUAUGGAAAUGGAGUAUUUGGAAGAUUGUGAUAUGAUUGGGAAUGAUAUAUUAGAGAUGAUUGUUGUAAUGGUGUUUAGAGUUGAGAGAAGACGAAUUUUGUAUAUAAGAUUAUAA
Molecule: messenger RNA, 207 nt
Organism: Saccharomycopsis crataegensis
Lineage: Eukaryota; Fungi; Ascomycota; Saccharomycetes; Ascoideales; Saccharomycopsidaceae
Exons: 5
Coding region: 1-207 (68 amino acids)
Source: RefSeq, a predicted model, not a curated record